Messenger RNA from Drosophila obscura, 4082 nucleotides. It is a transcript of the gene nAChRalpha4, whose product is annotated as acetylcholine receptor subunit alpha-like. Gene Ontology annotation, molecular function: transmembrane signaling receptor activity; acetylcholine-gated monoatomic cation-selective channel activity. The transcript is spliced from 10 exons. The coding region runs from base 2254 to 3771 and encodes 505 amino acids. Gene Ontology annotation, cellular component: postsynaptic membrane; synapse; neuron projection. Gene Ontology annotation, biological process: monoatomic ion transmembrane transport; nervous system process; regulation of membrane potential. NCBI's taxonomy places the organism in Eukaryota, Metazoa, Arthropoda, Insecta, Diptera, Drosophilidae. The record is from RefSeq and is a predicted model, not a curated record.
GUCGGGAGCUCGCUGCGUGGUCUGGAGAAAAUUUUCCUCGCAAAUGGAGUCUGACUCGCUCGUAGGUCUCCCUGGAAGGUCCUCCACCUCCCAAAACCUUGUGAGAAGUUUCUCGAGUCGGACGUCAGAGCUGACCGAGAUCUUCGUGGUGAAGGAAGAGAUGAUUCGAGACGAGUCAGCUGCGACAGGACCGGAUAGGACCCAUCCGAAGAUAGUCUCUUGGCCCAAGAGCGAGCCACAAAUGUUGGACCGGAAGCCGCUUAAAAGGAUGGAUGGAAGGAUAUCAGCGCCUAUGAGCACGUCUAUCUGCGCGCUGCGAUGAAAGGAGGGAUCCGCUAAAUGGAGUUUAGGAAGGUCUGUCAUGUAGUUCUGCGGUACAGGGUAUGACGGGAGGUUACCCGCCAAUUGCGGAAGAACGUACGCCGUGGUCUCAACCUGGAGGCCGGGCCUUAAGGCGGAGCCGAUCGUGAAGUGGCAGAGUUUCUGGGCCUUGGCCGCUACCGUUUGACUCAAACCAGAGACUUGAGCCUGGACGGCUUGGAAGGGGGGCCGAAUGAUUUUGAACAUCCGCUCAGUAAUAAAGGUGGCCUCAGAUCCGGAGUCGAUCAGGGCUCUAGCCUUGUAUCUUGUGCCGGCAUGACAAAUGUCCACUAUUGCUGUGCCCAGUAGCACCUGGUGUACAUUUGUAGCGCAAUAGCUCUGGACAUGGGCUGAGUCGUUGGACGAAGGAAGAGAAGAGGAAGUGGACUGUAUGGUGGCAGGGGCUUGUGUGGUGUGAGGACUGGGAGCACAGUUGGAGCCACUCGGAGUCUGCUCGCCCCGAUGAAGGAGGGUGUGGUGUCGUCCACUGCACGUACUGCAGUUGUACGCGCUGGUGCAGUCCCGGAGUUGGUGUCCUCGCGCGAAGCAGUUUAAGCAGAGUUGUUUCUGCUGAAUGUAGCUUGACCGUUCCUGUACGGUCAGGCGAAGAAAUUCUGGGCAUGAUCGCACAGGAUGAUAGCUCCUGGAACAGAGGUCGCAAGUGCGCGCCUUGUUGGAGAUUCUCCCCUCAAAGGAGUUCACUCGUCGAUGUGCAGGAGUGGGAAGGCUUGGACGGGAAUUGUAGUGCGGCUCGAUGCCUGGAUGACCGUCCUCGGUCGCCUCGAGAGAGAGGUAUCUCUCCUCUAAGAACUUGUUCAUGGCGCGCCAAGUCGGAACCUCGAAUUUAUUCGGAACCGAUUGUUCCCAAAGCUCCACGGUCGCCUUUGGUAACUUCGCGGUAAUGAGGUACACCAGCACGCCAUCUGCAAAGCAGCUGUCGGUGGACACCUCGGAGUGCUGAAGGGUCGUGAGGCAUUUGUGGACAGACCUCUGGAGCUCCUUUAAGGCGGCUCCAGAUUCAGAUCGGAUGGAAGGCAAGCUGAAAAGGAUCUUCAACUGGGCCUUGAGUAUCAGCCGUUUAUUUUGGAAACGCUCACGAAGGUGGUUCCAGGCAGAUUCAAACCCAUCAUUCGUAAGCGGGGCCUGUGCAACUAUGUCGUGGGCUUCACCGCUCGUUUUCUGGUUGAGGUGGUAUAAUUUCUCCACCGGAGUCAACCUGGCGUUGUUUAUGUAGAUGGCGGUGAAUAGGUCUCGGAACGUGGGCCACUGCUGGUAGUCUCCACUGAAAACCUCCGUGUCGCAUGGGGGAAGGCGGCAAUCGUUGGACAUUUGCACCUGGACGGCUGGUUGCGCGGUCGGAAUGACAGUUGGGGGCUGGAGAUGGUCGUUGAGUUCAGCUAAACUUUGCUCGUACACCGCGUAACAUUCAUCGUAUAUGUCUUGGACCUCAACUUGACCAUCUGGAUCCUCUGUUGCUAGAAGUGCAGAACAGGCUCGAUACUCCGAUUCGACCUCCAACCACAUGCCUCGGAUCUGUUCCCGGCGGACUUGAGAAAGAGAGAUGGUUGGGGUGCGGGCAUCAGGAGCAUUAAGUUUCUGGUCAAAGUGAGUGAGCCGGCCUGUAGCCAAAACAAACCUAGACCGUGCAGAGCUGGCGGCAGAUUGGGCCAUUGUUCCUGGAACCGUGCACGUGGAUGGUGAGGGACACAAGAGGGUGUCGAAUAUGGAGGGGCAGACCUUGGAAGUGGUCGGACCUUGCGGGCGUGAGGGCGAACGCGACGAAGUGGGUGUAGUAACUGCUGCGGAAGAGCUGGGCGGCUUGGCGUCACUCUGCGAGCUUACACGCUUUAGUUUUUUGCUGACUUUCUUUCCACCAGAAGGCAUACUAAGCUGAUGGAUCUGCUAUGGGAAGAGUUCGCAAUUCCUGUGGUACACGGAGGGAAGAGUGCACAGGCGGACGUUGAAGUUGGAAUGAUACUCGUCGCACACUCAUGGUAUGAUUACAAACUUCGAUGGGAGCCGAAAGAGUAUGGAGGAGUGCAUAUGUUACAUGUACCAUCUGAUCAUAUUUGGCGACCGGAUAUCGUUCUCUAUAAUAAUGCUGAUGGUAACUUCGAAGUGACUCUUGCAACAAAAGCCACAAUUUACUCUGAAGGAUUAGUCGAAUGGAAGCCGCCAGCUAUAUACAAGUCAUCCUGUGAGAUAGAUGUAGAAUAUUUCCCGUUUGAUGAACAGACAUGUGUUCUAAAGUUUGGCAGUUGGACUUAUGAUGGGUUUAAGGUUGACUUGAGGCAUAUGGAUGAGCAACUGGGAAGCAACGUUGUGGAUGUUGGUGUGGAUUUAUCCGAGUUUUAUAUGUCUGUUGAAUGGGAUAUUCUCGAGGUGCCAGCUGUAAGAAAUGAAAAGUUUUACACUUGCUGCGAUGAACCUUACCUGGACAUCACAUUCAAUAUAACAAUGAGAAGAAAAACUCUUUUUUACACUGUUAACAUAAUUAUACCGUGCAUGGGAAUUUCUUUUUUGACUGUACUAACUUUCUACUUGCCAUCCGACAGCGGAGAAAAGGUUACAUUAUCAAUUUCCAUUUUGAUCAGCCUUCAUGUGUUCUUCCUUUUGGUUGUUGAAAUUAUACCUCCGACAUCGCUGGUUGUACCUCUGCUGGGAAAAUACCUAAUAUUUGCCAUGAUACUCGUUUCAAUAAGUAUCUGCGUAACCGUCGUUGUGCUAAACGUUCAUUUCCGUUCUCCGCAAACUCAUAGAAUGGCUCCUUGGGUAAAAAGAGUUUUUAUUGAUUUCCUGCCCAAAUUUCUAUUUAUAAAGAGACCAACAUAUAAUUUUGAAACAAGUAAACUGCUCCUAAAGGAAACACAUGCGUGUUUUUACCCAUACUACUCGUCGUCCAAUAUAGAUCGCCUUGUUUCUUCACGAUACUGCCACACACAAUCUAAGGAAGAAAUGUCUCAGAGCUUAACUGCAAAUGGCCCAUUUGGUGGAAGUUGUCAAGUUCACGGCCCGCUACCAACACUUACUAAUUGUAGCUCUGACGAUUUGGCAGCUGUUCCCGACUUGGAUAUUGGUUCUUCCGGGAUGAAAAGUCCAAUAUUAGACAACCCUGCAUUUUCACACUCCAAAUGUCCACCUAGAAUCCACAAGAGCUGUUUCUGUGUUCGUUUUAUAGCGGAGCAUACCAAAAUGCAAGAGGACUCAACAAAAGUAAAGGAAGAUUGGAAGUACGUCGCAAUGGUAUUGGAUAGACUUUUUCUGUGGAUAUUUACGUUAGCAGUUCUGGUCGGAACAGCUGGGAUCAUAUUGCAAGCACCCACAUUGUACGAUGACCGGAUUCCUAUCAUUGAACAAAAAGACUUGGACUUUUCUGGAACAUCAGCUGGACGCUGUAGACCUCCACAAUAACAUUUAAAAAAAAACCAACGAAUGUUUACAAACUGAAAAUGAUUCAGAUUAUUGAAUCUGUUGAUAGUUUUCAAUAUUUUCAUAAGUUUUGCGUAUUUUUGUGAAAGCAGAAUAUAUAUUGUCAAGAAUAUGUAUACAUUGGCAUUAAUUAAUACUCUUAUUUAUUUUAGAUGAUUUUUAUUCCAAUUACGACCGAUAAAACUAUGCUUUUGCCAAUUCAAUACUGCAAUGUCUAUCUUCCUGUAUGUCAGAGUCCACGAAUCACUUAUAAUUCGGAAUUGAAGACUACCGAUUUUAAUUUUUAUUGGCUU